Messenger RNA from Annulohypoxylon maeteangense, 1585 nucleotides. RefSeq lists its product as uncharacterized. The record is from RefSeq and is a predicted model, not a curated record. Lineage: Eukaryota; Fungi; Ascomycota; Sordariomycetes; Xylariales; Hypoxylaceae. The transcript is spliced from 3 exons. Bases 366 to 1457 code for a protein of 363 amino acids.
CCAUCCUACUUAUACUUAUAGAUAAUACCUACUCCUAUUACACUUGAGAAUGAAGCGCAACAACGGCGCAGCACUGCCACAAAGUGAUGAUGAUUCAUAUUGAGAUGGACUCACGUAACUGCCAUCUAGUUAGAAGGUGGUUUCGGAAAGAUUCAACAUCCGCGAACGGUUACGUGAUCGGACGGAAUUGUGCCGCGCCAAGCCGGUUUCCAGCCUCCAUAAUUACGCCUUCUGUGCCCCUCAACGCCAACGGAACAAUAAGCAUGUAAAAUCAAGUGUAAGUCCGAUAUCUUUGCAAUUCCACAAUCACAUAACCGCUGAGGUAAUCGGUUCAAUCUUGCUCGUGAAUUACUUAGUUAUUUAGCAUGUCGACCGCUGCCAACGGCCAACAGGCAGAAAUGGCGGCGAAAGGGGACGCAGAUGAUGCACUUCGGCGUCGACGCGAACGGGGUCGUCGAUCCCAAGCUGGCUUCCGAAAACGCCAAGCAGAGUCGAAUCAGCAUAUGCGAGAUCAAAAUCGCCAGCUGAAAGCCGCGAUUGAAAAAUUGAUCAACACAACCCGUGGCGACGAGCAUCCAGAAUUGCUCAACACCAUAUUCGAAGUAGCCGAAGCUGCUGGCAUUGAUGCUCGAAGACCUACAGACGGCGAAAACGUCCAGCGUUGGCCUAAACACGCGAAAUACAGGAAUAGACAGCCUUCCGCGUCUGACGCUGGCGGGGAAGUUGACAUAACCAUCGAUCCUACGACAAGGGAUAUUGCUCCUCAAGAGGACGACCAGGGAUACGCUAACUUCAACCCGUCGACGACAUCACCCUCAUUUUCAUCGCAACGACUUCGAUGUGGUAUAUGGCUAGACCACCAACAUUACAUGCGCAUAUCCAUACCACCCGACGAUAUCCUACCGUUUCUAGGGCCGCGAUCUAAGACCCUUGCCGGGAUUCUUUUCUGGGAUUUGAUGGACCACACUCAAAAUAAAUGCAAGCGUCCACACUCAGACGAUGCCACUGCUAUCCGGAGAGGUUUGGGCCACUCAAAAGUUACCGAAGACUGGGCGGUUAGCUACAUCCAAGCCAUGGUCGAGGCGAGGCAGGAGUACAGGCGGACGGGGUCGAUAAGUCCGCAGUACGCAUCGGCCGCGGAACGCGAUUUGGGAACGAUGGUGCGCGAUCGAAUUACCGCAGAAUACUACGCUCAAGGAAAGGAUCCAAACCAAUGGCUAUCCACCUUGGGGAUUGAAAAACGGGUUAGGGCUAUGAUCGGUGAUGAGGCCUUCGCACGUCUGGAGGCGGCUGCGAAAGGCGAAGGGGAUCCCGCUUUACGAUAUUUCUUCGAAAAUAUCGAGUGCAAGCUUCACGAAACUUGUAUCUGCUUCGGUGACGGGCCGAGGUGGAGUGUCGAUGUCGUGGACGGGAUAUUUCUUAAUUGGGUCCACUCUGCCAUCUGGUCCCCCACAUGAUGGAGAUCUGGGGAAGCUUAAAGCACAUGGAGUAUGUGUAGCUGUAGGAUAUGUUUUUUGUAAGUAAUAGAUCCAUAUCUUAGCUGGAUUUGCAGUUGAUUUAAGGAUCCAUGUAAUUUGGAAUAUUC